Myxocyprinus asiaticus (Chinese sucker) is the source of this 8331-nucleotide messenger RNA. Its product is annotated as guanine nucleotide exchange factor DBS-like. Gene Ontology annotation, cellular component: cytoplasm; extrinsic component of membrane. The record is from RefSeq and is a predicted model, not a curated record. Gene Ontology annotation, molecular function: guanyl-nucleotide exchange factor activity. The transcript is spliced from 31 exons. Gene Ontology annotation, biological process: positive regulation of Rho protein signal transduction; intracellular signal transduction. Bases 3553 to 6816 code for a protein of 1087 amino acids. NCBI's taxonomy places the organism in Eukaryota, Metazoa, Chordata, Actinopteri, Cypriniformes, Catostomidae.
AAUCACGCCUUCUGAAUGCAAACAAACCAUGUCUGAGUAAUGUAGCUAUUAUAUACAGUACUGUGCAAAAGUUUUAGGCACUUGGGAAAAGUGUUGCAUAGUGAGGAUGUCUUCAAAAAUAAUGACAUAAAUAGUUUUCAUUUAUCAAUUAACGUCAUACAAAGUACAGUAAACAUAAAAAAAGCUAAAUCAAUAUUUGGUGUGACCACCUUUGCCUUCAAAACUGCACCAGUUAUCCUAGGUACACCUGGAAACAGUUUUUCGUGGUUGUUGGCAGGUAGGAUGUUCCAAGCUUCUUGGAGAAUUUGCCACAGUUCUUCUAUCUAUUUAGACGGUCUCAAUUGCUUCUGUGUAAUCUCGGACUGACUCAAUAUUCAGAGGGGGGCUCUGUGGGGACCAUGCCAUCUGUUGCAGGGCUUCAAUUCUAUUCUAUUUGUAAAAAAUGUUUGGGAGUCUAAAAUUUAUAUUUCCUAUUGACACACUAAAGUUGAAAAUAUAAAUAACCAUCUUAAGACAAUUUUUUUUGCGAAGCAUCUUAUGUGCCUAAAACGUUUGCACAGUACUGCAUAUAAGAAAAAAAAAAAACGGAAAACAGGGACACUGCCUCAUUAGGAAAACAGAAUAUGUUAAAAUGUAGCAUUUUUAACCAAAUCUGUUACAGAAAAUGGUUUAUUUUCUCAUCAAACAAAUACAGUUAGAACAGAUGCACUGAAUUAUGUCUUGGUUAACAUUAAAUAAAAUCUGAUAGGAUAUACUUCAGAUUCAAAAACACUACCAAGUUAAAUUCUGCCAUGUAUUGCAGUUAGCAUGUAGACUAAUUGGCACUGACCAUUCAUUAACUUCCAACUGCAACAGGUAGAUCACAGGCUAUCUUCUUUAUCAUCAUUAUUAUUAAUGCUGUGCCUCCACUGUCUGUCCGCUGCUUGCUCACGAUCCACAGUCAAACAUCACCAGCUAACAUUUAUGGGUGAUUCUAUGUUUAUGUUUAAGGAGGAUUUUAAUAACAAAAAAUAAAUUAAUAAAAUAUUGUUUUAAGAAUAGAUUUUAGUGUCUUGAUUUACUUAUUCCUACUUUCUUUGAGUUUUAAAAUGUUACAUUUGCCAGUAUUUCUCCCUCACCCAUACUUUUGAACCGUUUUUAACAAUACAUUUAUAAUAAGUAUCAAAAUCAGAUAAAUUAUCCAUUGCACUUUUUCACUAAGAACUUUUACAUUUUCAGUUCAUUUGGUAUUCGUGUACAAUCUGGAUUUUUUUAACAAAGAAAAAAGAAGUGCUGUCACAAUUACUGUUGUCAUUACAGCAUGAACUUAUUUCAGAGAACAACUUUAGAGUUUCAACUUACACACUAAAGAGAAGUCACACUAAAGUUUCGACAGUAGGCGUCACAUGUACCAGAAUACUGGCCGUACGCCGGGGGGAGUUGUAGUUUCUCCGCUUCUAUUCCUGCUCCUGUGAAAACGAUCGACAGACGGUCGGAUGGUGAAAUUUGGGAACAUUUAUGACUAAUUUUAGCCAUCCUAGCUAAUGUGAUUUUCAUGUGGUCUUACCUUUAAAUACUUCUAUAAAUUAUAAGUCGGGUCCUUGGAAAAUCAUUGCAUCUUCACAACUGGAAGGUAGCCUCUAAAUUGCUCUGAACUGUAAUGUUGUUACCCGUUUCUCCAUGGAAGAGACAAGAAUGUCGGAAUUUCCACAAAAAUAAUCAUAUUUCUCCUGUGGCCAUUGUGAUGAAACAGCCCUUAAUGGUUUGACCUUGUUUGCCUCAAAAGCACAGUGUUGAUGUGAGACAGAUGUUAUUAACUGGCGCCAGAUUCACUUGAUUCACGAGAGAGAACCAGAAGAGAUCUCUAGCGUGCAUCUGAUCAUAUCUGUAUUCUGUACUAAAGCAAGCAGCUUCAGCAGUCAUUUUAUGUCAGGAGGAUCUUUUGUUUUGUUUAUUGUUUUUUUUUAUAAAUUAAAAAUUUGAAUCCUGCUAGUAAUCCCAAUUUUCACCAAAUGUAACUGUAAUCUGAAUACGUUGGCUUUUUUUGUUUUGUUACUGUAACGGAUUACAGUUACACAAUUGUUGUAUCCUGAUUACGUAACACUAUUACAAGUAUUCCGUUACUCCCCAAGCCGGACUAGCGUGUUAUGACACACAUAGUUUAUUCCAAAAGGAUUGUUUAGUGCAGGGCCAUUUCUGAGCAUAUGGGGCCCUAAGCGAAAUCCUACUUGGAGGACCCCUGGUGGUUCAGGGGCCCUAAGCGGUCACUUAUACCGCUUAUAGCAUGAAACGGCCCUGGUUUAGUGUAAAACAUGUUGAAGAUUAGCAUAAAGGCGGUCAAUUCAUUAAGUGAUGAGCUGUUUCCUCACAAAUGCAGUUUAUUCAGCACACCAAAGCAUCUCCAUAGACAUCUAUUUAAAAAAAUGGCAUCUUGUCACCUUGCCAGUGUACUAGGCAUAGAAUGUCUACAGGACCACCGUGUUACGCAUUGCUAUGCUAACCUUAUAGGCUUCCCUGGAUAGAAGGCCUCUGAGGAGGAGCAUAGGGACAACUUUCUGACUAUAACUUCCAGUAUGCAUCAGUUCUUUCAUUUUGUUUGUCUGUCUUGCGGGUUUGCAUUGUUAUGAAGGUAUCUUUUGAAACUUAUCAAAGUUCAGACUUGCAGGCUUCCCUUGUGUGACAAGUUACAUUUUAAAGGCAUACUUGGUUUGGGUCUACAAUUCACACCAAGGACAUAAGAAGGACAUAAAUCAUAAAACAAAGGGGGUAUAAUGAAGGAAAAAUAAAACAGUUUAUUCAAAAUCAAUUCAAUAUUCAUGUAAAUAAUGUGGAUUUUCCUCAUAGAUUUUGCAGUUUAUUAUAUUUUCUGAAGAGAAGAGAAAAGCUGUAAAUCCAUACAUACAGUUUAGGAUGGCUUGAAUUUAAGACAUCUUGCUUUAUUAAUGUUAUUUUUGCUAUCUCACAGAUAAAGUUUAAUGCAACUAACUCUUUUGUUUUUCACCAGAUUCAGUGUUACGGAAAAGAAUAUUCACGAAGUUAUAAAUGGCAAAAGAUAAAGAAACUAAAAUUUAAGACCAGAAACACUUUGUGUAACUAUAAGGGCAAGAAUAAAAUCUAACUAACCGCCUGUAUUUAAGGAAGGUUGGGAGUAGAACUAAUUUCUGUUUCCAAUACAGAGCCUCUCAGGUGUAAAAUGAAUGAAAGAUUCGUACCAGAAGACUCGGGAGAUGAACCGAUCAUUUCUGUUUCCUGUUUAGAGCGUAUGCGGCUGUCACGUGUCAAAUGAGCGAAAUGCUUACCAUAAAUUUUGCGCAUGCACAGCCAAGAAAAGAUGAAUGAAUCAUUCUCUGAGAGUACUCAUUCAUGCACGACCCAUCACUAGCAAGCAUGACAGUAUGCAGGUUGCAUUCUUCAUGGUGUCAUGUGCCAGCUGAGUAACUGCCAUUGAGAUGAAUGGGAAUGCUAAUGGAUAGCACAUUCCAGACGCACAGAGAUGUGCUGCAAUAGUAGAAGAAUCCUGGUGAUGGCGGCAUAGUCCUGACAUGACCAUCAUGCCAUGCCAGCCAUGUGCACAUGCGUGUUCAGGCCACUGGUUAUAUUCUUAGACUGGCUGACUGUUGUCCAGAUUCUCUGUCCUCCUUCCCUCUGGAGAGUAGGAUGGCGAUGAUUUGGAUGCAAGCAGAGAAGGUGGCUGUGCAAGAGCUACAACGCAGAUUGAGUAAUGUCGCUCACAGCAUUGAUGAGAUCAUGCAGAAGGAGUCCGGUCCUCUAUUUGCUGCUGACAUCCUCACUGAGCUCAAGAAACAGUUUGCAUUCCUACCAGGGGGAAGAGGACAGGAUGGAAGCCCUAUCAUUAUCUUCCCAGAAUUUCCUUCAUUUUGUGAAAUUGGAGAUCAAGAGUUUCGUAAUGUUCUCACCUACCUGACAAGUGUUCCCAGUCUGAGCACAGCAGGUGUGGGCUUUAUCGUAGUGAUUGACAGGCGCCAGGAUCGAUGGACUUGUUUAAAGAGAACAUUACUGCGUAUCUCAGGCUGGUUUCCUGGUAAUCUUCGGUUUGUUCUGGUGCUGAGUCCCAGUGCCAUCCUGCAGCGAAUGCUGUCUGAUGUGUUCUUCAAACUCCACAGAGACGACUUUAAAGUACCGGUUAUUAUGCUAAGCUCAGUGACUGAUCUGCACUCUUAUAUUGAGCGGAGUCAACUGACACAAGAACUGGAUGGCUCUCAGUACUAUUGCCACAAGACCUGGAUCUCUCAUCGCACCGAUCUCGAAAACUUUGCUGCAUCAGUGAAGAGAAUGGCUCAGAGACUACAAGUGUUUGGCAGGGAACUGGCAGAAACGGAACUUCCUAACAACCUUCUAACAGCCAGCAAUCUGCUGAAUGCACACGCCAGCAAGAAAGACAGUUUGAAAGAAGAGAUGGCAGGUGCUCUCAGCCAAGGACGCAAACUUCUGGAGAACAUUAGAGAACCAGUGCGCAGGGACCCAGACAGCAGUCUGAAUCCUGAUCAGCUGGAGAACCUUGCUACAGUGCACAGGCUAUUAUCCCAGUUGAAUGAUAGCUCUACAGCAUUUGAUGACUUCUGGCUCCAGCAUCGAAAUAAGCUGGAGUUGUGUUUGAAACUCUGCCAGUUUGCCUACAACUUUCAACAGGUGCAAACAGAUUUGGAACAUGCAACAGACACACUAAAUGCUUUCUUAGAUGUUGGAAUAAGCUCUUCCCAAACAGAACACCUCCUUGAAGAGCUGACCAAUCAUGAAGAGAAGGCCUUUGAUGUGUUAGACAGAGUAAGGUCCCUGGUUGCUGAGGGACAAGGUUUGAUUGACAGCUUUCAAAAUGUUGAUGACAGUGUUGCAAUAAAUUGCAGUGCACUUCAGAAAAAUGGAGAGAAACUCGCCCAAGGGCUCAAAGACAAGAGCACCAUGCUGAAACAAGCUAUGGAGCUACAUAGAAGAUUGGACAUGGUGUGUAAAUGGUGUGAUGAUGGGAUUUACAUGCUCGCGUCACAGCCUCUUGAUAAGUGUCAGUCACAGGAGGGGGCGGAAUCAGCACUGUCAGAACUGGAGUGUUACCUGGAGACAGCCAAUGAGAAACAGCAAUGGGACAUCAGCACAGUUUGGCUGGAAUAUGAGUGUGUUCUAAACAAUGAGCUCAAGGAGCAGGUGAAGCGUGUGUUUGAGAAGAAAGCGUCACUAGAGGAGAUGUUUGAAAGGAGGAGGGUUAGCCUGAAGAAAUUAGCAGCCAAGCAAACACGCCCAGUCCAACCUGUUGCCCCCCGACCAGAGUCACUCUCAUCUCCAGCUCACAGAGAUCAUGAUAACAGCUUUACCAGUGAGGGCUCUCUGGACAGAAGAGUGUCCUGUAAACAAGUAAGCUCUGAUCAGAUUGACAGGAGUAGUCACAGUGCCUCAGUAUCCGAAGAGGAGGAGAACCUGGCUGUACUCCGCAGACAUGUAAUGAAUGAGUUAGUGGAAACAGAGAGAGCAUAUGUGGAAGAGCUUAUGUGUGUUUUACAGGGAUAUGCUGCAGAAAUGGACAACCCCUCCAUGGCUCCUCUCAUCCCAGCAGCCCUGCAGAACAAGAAGGAUGUGUUAUUUGGGAAUAUGCUGGAGAUUUAUAAUUUCCACCAAAGGAUAUUCCUCAAAGAACUGGAGAAUUACACUGACUGUCCUGAGCUUGUUGGCCGCUGCUUUCUGGAUUGGAUGGGGGAGUUGCAGAUUUAUGAGAAAUACUGUCACAACAAGCCUCGCUCUGAGAGCCUUUGGAGGCAGUGCUUGGAUUGUGCCUUCUUCCAGGAGUGCCAGAAGAAACUUGAGCACAAACUGGGGCUGGACUCGUACUUACUGAAACCUGUGCAGAGGAUCACUAAAUAUCAGCUCCUGCUGAAGGAGAUGAUUAAAUACAGCAAAGGCUGUGAGGGGUCAUUGGAGCUGCAGGCAGCUCUUUCCUCCAUACUGGGCAUCCUGAAGGCUGUUAAUGACUCAAUGCACCUCAUCGCCAUCACUGGAUAUGAGGGUAACCUUGGAGACCUUGGUCGCCUGCUUAUGCAGGGCUCGUUCAGUGUAUGGGCGGAGCAUAAGAGAGGUCAUGUGAAGGUGAUGGAGCUUGCAAGGUUUAAGCCCAUGCAGAGACACCUUUUCCUGCAUGAGAAAGCUCUGCUCUUCUGCAAGAGACGAGAAGAGAGUGGGGAGGGAUAUGAGAAAGCCCCUUCCUAUAGCUUCAAACAGGAGCUCAGCAUGAGUGCUAUUGGAAUAACAGAGCAUGCUAAAGGGGACAGCAAGAAGUUUGAGAUCUGUUCCAGUUCAAGGGAUGAGGUAUACACAGUACAGGCCUUGUCUGAGGAUGUUAAGACCAUGUGGGUUACAGAAAUCCGGAAACUUUUAACAGGACAGCUGGAGGCCUGCAAAGAAGCAAGUCAGCCGAAGCCUCCUGAUCAGUUCACCUCAAAUACAAGCUCAACUAACAGACUGGUAAAAAAUGAUAGUAAUCAUAGGAGUGGAGGAGUGGAAAAACAAAAGACUGAGGAAGAAAGAGGCAAAGAUCUUGAGAACAUCCCAGAACCCAGAAUGACAGAAAGAACAAAAGGGUCGUCUUGCUGCUCUGAGACAAAACCAAAACGACAUGAUAUCUGGAGUGACCCCACACCUCUAGGUUGGACUAAAGGAUCUCUCUCCCUGGGUGCCUCUGUGGAGCAUGACGGAUACUUCAGUGCCGAGGAGCAGGUGGCCUCGGACCCCGAGGAGGAGAGAGAAGAGAAGCUGUGUGAAGAUGAACCACAGUCUGUGAGGAUAGUAGAGGAUAUCCAGUGUUCUGAAGAGACUGACAAUUCUGAGAAAUGAGAGUUGAAUGUUUGUAAGGGGGGCUAUAUGCAAUCAAUGUACAGCAUAUACAGUGGCCCCAAAAGGUAUUUAGACACACUUAAUCCACAGACAAAAAUGUAUGAAUGUCAUUGCAUUAGAUAAAAAAUGUUCACAAGUGGCAUUUGUUUUGAAUAAAGAUAGCACAAGCACAUUUUCUUGCAAUUUUCACAAAAAUAAGUUUAAGAGACUUUAAAUUAUAAAACAAUACUGUUCAUAAUUAACACAAAAAGUAUUUUGACACUUUCUGGUAGUCAAACGUUAGUGGAACAUGCACAUUUGAUGUGGUGUGGAACGCUCCUGGGCAGUUAUUUUCUAUGGAUACAAGCGGCAUAAAAAUACAGCUCCUAUCUACUUUAAUGAGGAAAGACCGAAAUCUCCAAAAAGGUUGGUCAAGAUUACAAUCAAUAAACAUAUUUCAAAUAAGCAGUAAAAUCUGACAAAAAUGGAAUCAUACAUUGUGCUUCUUUACGUCUUGCUAAUGCACAUGUGCAUUCUGGAAUUGACUGACAGGUAAUAUUUGUAUCUAAAAGUGACUGGCUCUUUUACCUGUAAGGCUGGACUUUUUUUGACAUCCACCAUAAUGGGUGUUUCAAUUUCUCAAUUUCUCAAUUUCAGUUUUAGAAGAAUAUCUCAGCUCUGUAGGUCCAUACAAUGCAAGUGAAUGGUGACCAGAACUUUGAAGCUUCAAAAAGCAAAUAAAAUCAGCAUAAAAGUAAUCCAUACUACUCCACUGUUUAAAUUCAUGUCUUCAGAAGCGAUAUGAUAAGUGAUGGUGAGAAAUAGAUCAAUAUUUAAAUAUUUUGUUUUACCAUAAAUCCCCACUUUCACUUUUACUUCCACAUUCUUCUUUUGUUUUUGGCGAUUCGCAUUCUCCGUCAAUAUCGCUAUUGGGCAGAGAGUAGAAUUUAUAGUAAAAAAGGACUUAAAUAUUUAUCUGUUUCUCACCCACACCUAUCAUAUUGCUUCUGAAGACAUGGAUUUAACCACUGGAGUCAUAUCUUCAAAGUUCUGGCCACCAUUCACUUGCAUUGUAUGGACCUACAGAGCUGAGAUAUUCUUCUAAAAAUCUUCUUUUGUGUUUAGCAGAAGAAAGAAAGUCGUACAUAUGGGAUGGCAUGAGGGUGAGUAAAUGAUGAGAGAAUUUUCAUUUUUGGGUGAACUGUCCAUGCCAGCGCUUUACUCACUGUCUCAUAAUAAGCUGUGAUACAUGUUUCAUAUCCCUAACACUUAUAACACAUUAGUAAUAUUUGCCACAGUGAUGGUGUCCAUACUGGGAUAUGGCAUGUCUGUUGUCAAGUCCUGUGAUAAUGUUUGUGAAUGCAAGUAAACAGUUGUUAUAUCAGUGUGCACAAUGCAGGAAACUUGGAUCUACAUGUUAUUCAAGCAUAUUGCAUAUGCAGAUGUUGUUUGUCAAAGUGACUGUGAUCACCCUGUAUGUACCGAUGGAUUUUAUUUUAUAUGUGCAUAUAAAAAAUAAAACCUUGGUUGACUAAU